Aspergillus puulaauensis is the source of this 1068-nucleotide messenger RNA. RefSeq lists its product as uncharacterized. Bases 1 to 1068 code for a protein of 355 amino acids. NCBI's taxonomy places the organism in Eukaryota, Fungi, Ascomycota, Eurotiomycetes, Eurotiales, Aspergillaceae. The transcript is spliced from 5 exons. The record is from RefSeq and is a predicted model, not a curated record.
AUGGGCGAGCUUAAAGGGCGGAGCGUCUCUAUCUUUGUUGUCACUGUCGUGUUCCUCGUCUUGUCUUUUGUUGCUGUUGCUCUUCGAUGUUUCGCGCGGCUGAGGUUGGUCAGGGCGUUUGGGUGGGAUGAUUCCCUGAUGGUACUUGCUAUGGCGCUGAACAUUCUAUUCGCGAUAUGUGGAAUGACGGGGUCUUUCUAUGGAAUAGGUCGGAAGAUGGAAGAGCUUAUCCACGAUAUUCCCGGAAUUGAAAAGGCAUUAUUCUGGUGGUGGCUCGGACAGGCCAGCUACGUCUUCACCUGCGUCAUCGCCAAGAUGUCCAUCGCGUUGGCCCUCCUCCGCCUAACGAUAUCAAGAGUCCACCAAGCCAUUCUCUGGACUGUAAUCGGAGUCUCGGUAGUCGUCGGCCUUGCCUUUUGGCUCACCCUGAUCCUGCAAUGCCACCCAGUCUCGUUCUUUUGGCACCGGUUCACGACCUCGGGGACUUGCAUUAAUCUCAACUACCUCGAAGGCGUUGCAUACCUGUACAGUGUCACGGCGGUUAUUUGUGACUUCAUUCUGGCUCUGCUGCCGAUCGCGCUUGUGUGGACAUUGCAGAUGAAUUUUAGGACUAAGGCUGCGCUGGCUGCUAUUCUGGGAUUGGGCUGCAUUGCCAGUACUGCCGUGAUUGUUCGCAUUCCCUACCUUCAUUAUUACAAAGAUGCCGAUUUUCUAUACGCAACAGCAGACAUCUCAAUUUGGUCCAACGUCGAAGCAGGCCUCGGAAUCACAGCGGGAAGUCUCGUCACAGUGCGCUCCCUAUUCCGGUUCUUCCGCGGGAGCGGAUACGAAGACUCGGGCUCCAGGACAGCCAGUGAGUUGCCAUUAUCGAGGAUAAACAUGAACGGCGCAAAUAGGACCCGCAGUGGCGAGGAAAUGGAUGAGCUCUGGUGGCUUGAGGUUGAGGCUGGGCAGGGCGAGACGAGGAGUACGACCCGGACUUCUACCAGUCGGCUUGGGGGGCAGGAGGAUUUGAAACAUAUAGGUGGGACUUUUUUAUCUUUAACGGCUUCGGAUCCGGGUUCAUGA